Messenger RNA from Morone saxatilis (striped sea-bass), 13986 nucleotides. RefSeq names its product WD repeat and FYVE domain containing 3 (gene wdfy3). Bases 254 to 10618 code for a protein of 3454 amino acids. The transcript is spliced from 67 exons. Lineage: Eukaryota; Metazoa; Chordata; Actinopteri; Moronidae. Gene Ontology annotation, molecular function: metal ion binding; protein binding. The record is from RefSeq and is a predicted model, not a curated record.
AGGAUGCUGUUUGGAGGAAAAUCAGAGCCGGGACUUGGCUGGGACGAGCUUGGUUUAUUUAAAUGUUCAGGAAAAAUGGCUCCCAGAAUGAAGGAGAGGAAGCACUGAGCACUUUUGGAGUAAAGCAUCGUGUGUAACAUAUGGAUAUACUCGGAGUGCCCCACGUAUCUGAAACAUUGGGGGUUAUCAUCGACGUUGCAGCCGAAGGAUUUGGACGGACUGGGCUGCCUUUGCCCUGACAAAGCCGCUAAAGAUGAACAUGGUGAAGAGGAUCAUGGGGCGGCCGAGGCAGGAGGAGUGCAGUCCCCAGGACAACGCGCUGGGCCUGAUGCACCUGCGACGCCUCUUCUCUGAACUGUGCCACCCUCCUCGCCACAUGACCCAGAAGGAGCAGGAAGAGAAGCUCUACAUGAUGCUUCCUGUAUUUAACAGGGUGUUUGGGAAUGCUCCACCCAGCAGCAUGACGGAGAAGUUUUCUGACCUGCUGCAGUUCACUACCCAGGUCUCACGGCUCAUGGUGACCGAGAUCAGACGAAGAGCCUCUAAUAAAUCCACAGAGGCAGCCAGUCGAGCCAUAGUCCAGUUCCUGGAGGUGAACCAGAGUGAGGAGGCGAGUCGUGGCUGGAUGCUUCUGACCACCAUCAACCUAUUGGCCUCCUCCGGACAGCCGCCACCCACCCAGGAGAAGACCCCAGUUCAAGGCCACACGCAGCAGGAGCUGCCCCUGGCUGACCGCAGGGCACUGCUCCAGAAAGUCUUCGUCCAGAUCUUGGUGAAGCUCUGCACCUUCGUUUCUCCGGCAGAGGAGCUGGCCCAAAAAGACGACCUGCAGCUGCUGUUCAGUGCCAUCACCUCCUGGUGCCCCCCCCACAACCUACCGUGGAGGAGGAGCGCAGGAGAGGUGCUCACCACCAUCUCCCGACAUGGCCUCAGCGUCAACGUGGUCAAAUACAUACAUGAGAAAGAAUGCCUGGGCACAUGUGUGCAGAACAUGCAGCAGUCCGAUGAUCUGUCACCACUGGAGAUUGUGGAGAUGUUCGCUGGCCUCUCCUGCUUUCUCAAGGACUCCAGUGACGUGUCACAGACCCUGCUGGAUGAUUUCAGAAUGUGCCAGGGUUACGCCUUCCUCUGCGACCUCAUGCUCAGACUGGAACAGGCCAAGGAGGAUGAAUCGAAAGAUGCACUGAAGGACCUGGUCAACCUGGUCACCUGUCUUACUACAUAUGGGGUGACUGAGCUUAAACCCGCUGGUCUGACAACCGGAGCCCCCUUCCUGCUCCCUGGCUUUGUUCUCCCGCAGCCUUCUGGGAAAGGCCACACAGUGCGUAAUAUCCAGGCUUUUUCGGUGCUCCAGAACGCCUUUCUGAGGGCUAAAACCAGCCGCCUGGCCUGCAUGCUACUGGACGCCAUCGGAAACAUCUACGCAGCAGAGCCGACCAACUACUUCAUCCUGGAGUCGCAGCACACUUUGUCGCAAUUCGCAGAUCGCGUGGCCAAGCUCCCCGAAGCCCAGGCCAAAUACUUUGAGCUGCUGGAGUUCGUUGUCUUCAGCCUCAACUACGUGCCGUGCAAAGAGCUAUUCAGUGUCAGCGUGCUGCUCAAGUCGAGCACAUCACACGCCUGCAGCAUCACGGCCGUCCGGACGCUGCUGAAGCUGUCCAGGCACGACCCAGUGUUCAGUGACGUGCUGCGGGAGGUCGGCCUGCUGGAGGUGCUGGUCAACCUGCUGCACAAGUAUGCUGCCUUACUCAAAGACCCGGCUACGCAGCAGCAACCACACAAUAAUGAUCAAGCCGACUGUAAAAAUAACACAGUAGCAGAGGAGCAGAAGCAGUUGGCCUGGCUGGUGAUGGAGACACUCACUGUGCUCCUGCAGGGCUCCAACACCACCAACACUAAUGCAGCUCUGUUCAGGGAAUUUGGCGGCGCUCGUUGCGUUCACAACAUCGUGAAGUACCGCCAGUGUCGGGAACACGCCCUACUCAUCAUUCAGCAGCUCGUCCUGUCGCCCAGUGGAGAUGACGACAUGGGAACACUGUUAGGCCUCAUGCACUCUGCACCGUCCAGUGAACUACAGCUGAAGACUGACAUACUGCGGGUAACCAAUGUUCUUCCCACCAGGCUGCUGGGUUGUUUCUCAGAAACUAAGAAGCUUGGUCCCACAGGCGUGUUCCCAUCCAAUGCUCAGCCUUUCCAGAGGCUGCUGGAGGAUGAGGCUGCCCCUGGAGGCUGCGCAGGAGACAGUGUCUGUCCCACACUCAAACACUGCAGCAAGCUCUUCAUCUACCUUUACAAGAUGGCCACCGACUCCUUUGACAGUCGUGCGGAGCAGGUGCCUCCCUGCCUGACUCAUGAGACCUCGCUGCCCUCGCCGUGGGGCACGCCAGCACUCGCCAGGAAGAGACAUGGCUACUACGGCACGUCAGGCCCUCCCGCCCCGGUCAAAGCCCUGACAGACCUGAAACUCCACUUAGCCAACCCUUCCCACCCCACUUCCUCCUCGUCUUCAUCCGACAUGGUGGUCAUCCACCCGGGGGCCGUCCUGGCCAUGCUGGACCUGCUGCCAUCCAUCACCUCUGACAGCCAGCCAGAGCAUGCCCUGGACCUGCAGCUGGCAGUGGCCAACAUCCUCCAGCUCCUGGUGAACAGUGAGAGGAACCAGCAGGUGCUGUGUGAAGCUUGCCUCCACCAGCGGUUGUUGCAGCGCUGCAGUCAGGCCCUGGGCGAUGAAGACCAUCCGCUGCACCCCCCACUGCAGAGGAUGUUUGAGAGGCUGGCUUCGCAGGCCCUGCAGCCGAUGGCACUCAGGGAGUUCUUACGCCUUGGAAACCCUCUGAACUGUGGUGCCUGGGACAAGAAGCUACUGAAGCAGUACCGGGUUCAUAAACCGAGUUCUCUCAGCUACGACGCCGAGAUGAGAAACAGUAUGACCAUGUCCAUGGAGGGCUUCGGUCCUGACAGCGUCUUUGCCACACCAGCGGAGGACAAUGGCCAGUAUCGUAUCAGCCGCAGCCUUGUGCGUUCCGCCGAGGGCAGCACCGUGCCCCUCACCCGAGUCAAGUGCCUGGUGUCCAUGACAACGCCCCACGACAUACGCCUGCACGGAUCGGCCGUCACGCCUGCAUUUGUGGAGUUUGACACCUCGCUGGAGGGCUUCGGGUGCCUGUUUCUGCCCAGCCUGGCGCCCCACAACGCCCCCACCAACAACACCAACGCCUCAGGUGUCAGCGACGGAGCAGUGCUGAGCGGGAUGGGUACAGGGGAGCGCUUGUUCCCUCCUCCGUCAGGCCUGAGCUACUCCACCUGGUUCUGCGUGGAGCGUUUCAGUACAGCUCCUCAGGCCCACCCGGUGCGACUGCUGACCAUCGUCCGCCGGGCCACGUCCUCGGAGCAGCACUAUGUCUGCCUGGCCGUUGUUCUGUCCACCAAAGAUCGCUCGCUCACUGUCUCCACCAAGGAAGAACUGCUGCAGACCUACUCGGACGAGUCGAGUGAAGAAGCCUCCUUCUAUGAGAUCCUGCCCUGCUGUGCUCGUUUCCGCUGCGGCGAGCUGAUCGCUGAGGGCCAGUGGCACCACCUGGUGCUGGUCAUGAGCAAAGGCAUGUUGAAGAACAGUAUGGCUACGCUGUACAUCGAUGGCCAGCUUAUAAACACUGUCAAGCUCCACUACAUCCACAGUGCACCAGGCGGCUCGGGCUCCACCAACCCUCCUGUGAUGAGCACCGUGUACGGGUACGUGGGGACGCCGCCUGCCCAACGCCAGCUCUCCAGCCUGGUGUGGCGUCUGGGGCCUAGCCACUUCCUGGAGGAAGUCAUGCCUGCCACCAGCGUUGCCGCCAUCUAUGAACUGGGACCCAUCUAUGUGGGCAGCUUCCAGGCCGUCUACCUGCCCUGUAAAGACUCAAAGACCGAGGUAGCACCUACCUCUCCAGUGGCUUUGGUACCAGAGGAGAAGGUGUCCUUCAGUCUCUAUGCCCUUUCUGUCUCUACACUCACCGUUGCCAAGAUCAGGAAAGUCUACAAUAAACUGGACAGCAAAGCCAUCGCCAAACAGCUCACUGUGUCCUCUCAUGAAAAUGCCACUCCGGUCAAGCUGAUUCAUAACGCUGCCGGCCACCUCAACGGGCCAGCGCGUACCAUUGGAGCCGGAGUCAUUGGAUACUUAGGAGUCCGUGCCUUCGUCGCCAAACCUGUGGCCACCAACCUGCAGUAUGUGGGUGGGGCGGCAGCCAUCUUGGGCCUGGUUGCCAUGGCGUCAGAUGUGGAGGGGCUGUAUGCAGCUGUCAAAGCUUUGGUCUGUGUUGUAAAAAGCAACCCGUUGGCCAGUAAGGAGAUGGAGCGCAUCAAAGGCUACCAGCUGUUAGCUAUGCUGCUGAAGAAGAAGCGCUCGUUGCUCAACAGCCACAUCCUCCACCUCACCUUCUCUCUGGUGGGAACAGUUGACAGUGGCCAUGAGACCUCCAUCAUUCCCAACUCGACCGCCUUCCAGGACCUGCUCUGUGACUUUGAGGUCUGGCUCCACGCUCCCUACGAGCUCCAUCUGUCUCUGUUUGAGCAUUUCAUCGAACUGCUGACAGAAUCCAGUGAGGCGGCUAAAAAUGCCAAACUGCUGAGAGAGUUUCAGCUGAUCCCCAGACUGCUGCUGACCCUGAGAGACACCUCACUGUCCCAGCCGACUGUAGCUGCCAUCAGCAACGUGCUCAGUCUGCUGCUGCAAGGCUUCCCCAACCCAUAUGAUCUGCUGCGGUUUGGCCAGUUCAUCUCCUCCACUCUGCCCACGUUUGCAGUGUGUGAGAAGUUUGUCAUCAUGGAAAUCAAUAACGAGGAGAAGAUUGAUGGAGGUAAUGAUGAUGAUUUCGGCGGUCUACUGUCAGCCAACCUCAUUCUGUUGAGAAACCGACUGCUGGACAACCUGCUCAGACUGCUCUUCACCACCAAAGAGAAGUGUUCUGUCAAUGCCCAGGCCUGUGAGGAGAUGGUGCGGACGCUGGGCUUUGAUUGGCUCUUGAUGUUCAUGGAGGAACACCUUCACUCGAGCACGGUCACUGCAGCUCUGUGGAUCCUGGUAGUGCUGCUCUCCAACCAGUCCAUCCUCAACCGCUUUAAAGAGGGCUUGUGUGGAGGCGGCUGGCUGGACCACACUGAUUCUGUCCUGACCAAUAAGAUCGGCACAGUGCUGGGCUUCAAUGUGGGCCGCAGUGCUGGUGGGCGCUCCACGCUGCGAGAGAUCAACCGGGAUGCUUGCCACUUCCCAGGAUUCCCUGUUCUGCAGACACUGCUGCCCAAACACACCAACGUCCCUGAGCUCUACUUCCUGCUCAUGGCGCUGUUCCUGCAGCAGCCUGUCACAGAGCUGCCAGACAGCCUGCAGGUACAUUUUGAUCUGGACUCUAUCUGGACGUUCAUCUUUGGCAUGCCAGCCUCCAGUGCGACAGUAGUGAGCUCCAUCCACAAUGUGUGCACCGAGGCUGCCUUCCUGCUGCUGGCCAUGCUGCGCAGCAUGCUCAACCUGCCGUGGCAGUCAGAGGAGGAAGGUUCCUGGCUGAGGGAGUACCCGGUCACUCUCAUGCAGUUCUUUAGGUAUCUUUACCACAACGUGCCCGACCUGUCACCAAUGUGGCACAGUCCUGAUUUCCUCUGUGCUCUGGCAGCGACUGUCUUCCCUUUCAACAUCAGGCCCUACUCUGAGAUGGUCAGUGAUUUGGACGACGAGGCCGGUUCUCCCACCGAGGAGUUCAAGGCCUUUGCCGGGGACUCGGGUAUGAAUCGCAGCCAGUCUGAAUACUGUAACGUGGGCUCCAAGACUUCUCUGACCAACCACCCAGCCAAAAAGUAUGUCUUUGACUUCAUGAGGGUCCUGAUCAUGGACAACCUCUGCAUGACCCCGGCCAGCAAGCAGACACCCAUCAUUGACCUGCUGUUGGAGGCGUCCCCUGAGCGCUCCACUAGAACUCAGCAGAAGGAGUUUCAGUCCAACAUCCUGGAUGGCGUCAUGGAGCACCUUCUGGCUGCUGAUGUCCUUCUAGGUGAAGAUGCCUCUCUGCCCCUCAGCAGUGGUGGCAGUUAUCAGAUUUUGGUCAACAAUGUGUUCUACUUCACCCAACGUGUGGUGGACAAGCUAUGGCAGGGCAUGUUCAACAAGGACUCCAAGCUGGUGGUGGACUUUAUUGUACAGCUCAUAGGACAGUCCAAGAGGCGUUCCCAGGGUCUUUCCCUCGACACCAUCUACCACUGUCUGAAUCGGACGGUGCUCUACCAGCUCUGUCGACCCCACAAGACGGUAGCUCAGCAGGUGGCCCUGUUGGACGCCCUGCGGGUCCUGACCGUCAACCGCAACCUGGUGCUCGGGCCGGGAAACCACGAUCAGGACUUUGUGGCCUGUCUGGCUCACUGCUUUAUCUGCCUGCACAGUGGGAGUAGCGUGGAGGGCUUCGGUUUGGAGGCGGAGGCCAGGAUGACAACCUGGCAUGUCAUGAUGCCCACAGAGAAUGAGGCUGACGCUACGCACAACCACGACGUCAGCGAGGGUCGGCAGCUGCUGCUAAAGGCAGUGAACCGGGUGUGGACGGAGCUGAUGCACAGCAAGCGUCAGAUGCUGGAGGACAUAUUCAAAGUGUCCCUGCCCUGCAACGACAGAGGCCACGUGGACAUAGCCACAGCGCGGCCCGCCCUGGAAGAGCCGGCCCUGAAGAGCUGGCAGAACCACCUGGUUCACGAAAAGAAGUAUAUCAGCCGUGGUGAGGCAGUGGCACCAGCGACCCAGUCCAAACUGUCCAGAGUGAGCAGCGGCUUCGGCCUCUCCAAGCUAACAGGCGUCCGGCGCAACAAGAAGGAGAACAGCCUGAACAAGAACAGCCUGUCCGCACAGGAGACUUUCCAGUGGAUGUUCACACACAUCGCUGUUGUUCGAGACCUGGUGGCCAUGCAGUACAAAGAAUAUCAAGAGCGGCAGCAGAACGCCCUCAAGUACGUGACCGAGGAGUGGGCGUCAAUCGAGUACGAACUGCUGCGUGAACGGGGCCUCUGGGGCCCACCCAUCGGUUCACACCUGGACAAGUUUGUGCUGGAGAUGACAGAGGGGCCCUGCCGGAUGAGGAAGAAGAUGGUUCGCAAUGACAUGUUCUAUAUCCACUACCCAUACAUCCCUGAGUUAGAGCCUAACGCCAACUCUGGACAGCCCUCUUCACCUCCUCUGGUGCCCCUGGUAACCUCAGUGGCCUCAGUGGCUGGGGUUCUUGACCGUGCCCAGAAGCCUCUCCGUUACCGGCGAGCCAUCAGCUACGACAGUAAGGAGUACUACGUGCGUUUGCUGUCUGGAAACCCUGGCAUGUAUCAGCACUCUGUGGAACACAACACAGAGGGAGAGACCACACAGCAUGAACCCGAGCACGGAGAGGACACCAUCGCUAGAGUCAAAGGCCUGGUGAAGGCUCCUCUGAAGAGGUCUCGGUCCACAGCGGAUGGGGCAGAUGAGGACAGUCAGGAGCAGCUUCAGGAGCAGCUGUUAGAGUCAGGAGGACCUGAAGAAGAGCAACGGACCGACAACACGUCCCUGCUGCGCCUCCUGGAGGAGGGAGAGAAGAUUCAGCACAUGUACCGCUGUGCCAGGGUGCAGGGUCUGGACACCAGCGAGGGCCUGCUACUCUUUGGGAAAGAGCACUUCUAUGUCAUCGAUGGCUACACCAUGACUGUGUCCAGGGAGAUCAGGGACAUCGACACUCUGCCCCCUAACUUGCAUGAAGCCAUCAUCCCCAGAGGAGCGAGACAAGGACAGAGCCAACUGAAGAGAACCUGCAGCAUCUUCGCCUAUGAAGACAUCAAGGAGGUGCACAAGAGACGCUACCUGCUGCAGCCCAUGGCAGUGGAAGUCUUCUCAGCAGAUGGAAGAAACUACUUGUUAGCCUUCCAGAAAGGAGUCCGCAACAAAGUUUAUCAAAGGUUCUUGGCCGUGGUGCCUUCACUGGCUGACAGCUCUGAGUCGGUUUCAGGCCAGAGGCCCAACACAAGUGUGGAACAGGGAUCUGGGCUCCUUAGCACACUGGUUGGUGAAAAGUCAGUGACUCAGAGAUGGGAGCGAGGAGAGAUCAGUAAUUUCCAGUACCUGAUGCAUCUGAACACGUUGGCAGGACGAUCCUACAACGACCUAAUGCAGUAUCCUGUCUUCCCCUGGAUCCUGGCCGACUUCGACUCAGAGGAACUGGACCUGAACAACCCCAAGACAUUCCGUAACCUCGCCAAGCCAAUGGGCGCCCAGACUGACGACAGACUGACGCAGUACAAGAAGAGGUACAAGGACUGGGAAGACCCCAACGGUGAAACCCCAGCAUACCACUAUGGCACCCACUACUCAUCAGCCAUGAUUGUAGCCUCUUAUCUAGUCCGGAUGGAGCCCUUCACACAGAUUUUCCUCAGACUUCAGGGAGGUCAUUUUGACCUGGCUGACAGGAUGUUCCACAGUGUGCGUGAAGCUUGGCUCUCUGCCUCCAAACACAACAUGGCCGACGUCAAGGAGCUCAUCCCCGAAUUCUUCUAUCUACCAGAGUUCCUGCUCAACGCCAACAACUUCGACCUGGGUGCCAAGCAGAAUGGCACCAAACUGGGUGACGUCAUCCUGCCACCUUGGGCCAAGGGUGACCCCCGGGAGUUCAUUAGAGUCCACAGAGAGGCGUUGGAGUGUGACUACGUAUCGGCCCACCUCCACGAAUGGAUCGACCUGAUUUUUGGCUACAAGCAGCAGGGUCCGCCGGCAGUGGAGGCAGUCAACGUCUUCCACCACCUGUUCUACGAGGGUCAGGUGGACAUCUACAACAUCAACGAUCCGCUCAAGGAGACGGCCACAAUCGGCUUCAUCAACAACUUUGGACAAAUCCCCAAACAGCUGUUUAAGAAGCCCCAUCCUCCUAAACGGGUACGCAGUAAAGCCAACGGUGACGUAGCGAGCAUUCCUCCAAGCUCCAACAGUGACAAGAUCUUCUUUCAUCAUCUGGACAAUCUCAGACCCUCUCUAGCACCUGUCAAAGAGCUAAAGGAGCCCGUGGGACAGAUCGUGUGCACCGACAAGGGAAUACUUGCUGUGGAGCAAAACAAAGUUCUGGUUCCCCCUACCUGGAGCAAGACCUUCGCCUGGGGCUACGCCGACCUCAGCUGCCGUCUGGCUAAUUAUGAAUCUGACAAGGCGUUGGUGGUGUACGAGUGUCUGUCAGAGUGGGGUCAGAUCCUCUGUGCCAUAUGUCCAAACCCAAAGCUGGUUAUCACCGGUGGCACCAGCACAGCCAUAUGUGUGUGGGAGACAGGAACCUCUAAGGACAGGGCCAAGUCACUUACGAUGAAACAGGCAUUACUGGGCCACACAGACGCUGUAACGUGUCUGACGGCGUCAUCAGCAUACCACAUUGUUGUCAGCGGCUCACGGGAUCGAACCUGCAUCAUAUGGGACCUCAACAAGCUUUCCUUCGUCACGCAGCUCAGGGGACACCGGGCGCCCGUCUCUGCUCUGUGCAUCAAUGAACUGACGGGGGAUAUCGUGUCCUGUGCAGGCACAUACAUUCACGUGUGGAGCAUCAAUGGCAGCCCCAUCGCCAGCGCCAACACCUUCACAGGGCGCAGCCAGCAGAUCCUGUGCUGCUGCGUGUCGGAGAUGAACGAGUGGGACACACAGAACGUCAUUGUCACGGGACACUCGGACGGUGUUGUCAGGUUUUGGAGAAUGGAGUUCCUCCAAGUGCCAGAAACCCCUGCUCCACAGCCAGUAGAGCCAGAUGUGCCUGAGUGCUGUGGGGAUGAGAAGAUCGAGGGUGGCGUGGCUCACAACGGCGAUGACGACAGCAGCGAGUCAGAUGGAGAUGAGCCCAGUCUGAGCCAGGAGCCCAAAGUACCACGCAACCCUUCAACAGGUGGAGGCAGCCAACCAGGCAGCACUGUCCACAGACCCAGAGGUCCUUCAGCCCGAACGGGAGCCUCAUGGUCGAUGGACAGCAGCUCUGACGACUCUCACCGUUGGUCAGACACUCUAAGCAUUGAUGAGAAGGACGGCUUUGUGUUCGUCAACUACUCUGAGGGCCAAACUAAAGUCCCUCACCCUCAUCUGGCUCAUCCGGCUCAUCCGGCUCAUCCAGGCCAGAGCUCAGUGCCACAGCCUCUCCAGCCCUCCGCAUUGGAUGCACGGACAUAUAACCAGCUCAGGACAGGCUACAGAUGGGAGCGCCAGCUGGUCUUCCGGAGCAAACUCACCAUGCACACAGCGUUUGAUCGUAAGGACAACGCUCACCCAGCUGAGAUCACAUCCCUCGCCAUCUCUAAAGACCACAGUAAGAUCUUGGUGGGUGACGGUCGUGGUCGAGUCUUCAGCUGGUCAGUCAGCGACCAGCCAGGACGUUCAGCAGCCGACCAUUGGGUGAAGGACGAGGUGGUUGACAGCUGCUCCGGCUGCACAGUUCGCUUCUCCCUCACCGAGCGACGCCACCACUGCAGGAACUGCGGGCAGCUCUUCUGCCAAAAGUGCAGUCGCUUCCAAUCAGAGAUCAAAAGGCUGAAGAUCUCGUCACCUGUGCGGGUUUGUCAGAACUGUUACUAUAAUCUUCAACAUGAGCGAAGUGUCGAGGACGGCAGCAGAAACUGAGCCUCACCUGCCAACAAAAGAAACCCCUCCUCCUGAGGACUCCGACCUGAGGAGCACUUCAUUCCUCCAUCUGCCUUGUUGUUCCCUCAACACCUCCAACAUAUCCCUUGAAAGCCCAUUUAUCCUCUCGUACGUCCAGUAACCACAUGUACUGUAACACACACUGACAUAACUGUAACAAGAGGGAAUGUCAGCUGUUUCAUCACCAUGGCGGUAAAGCUUAGCAAAGGAGGGGGGGAAACGAGGAUAAAAGAUCAAAAGGAAAAGAAAAAAAAAAAACAAUCACCACUUUAACCACCUGCACUCGACACCGAGAGGGGAAAAAAAUGCAGAAACACCCUUGAUGCGGCACGCUUGAAUCAAUGACCCGCCAUCGCAAGACGUAAAAAACUUGUUCAUAUUGUAAAUACUUACCAUGGCCUUUUUAACUCUAAGAGGAACAAACACAGAACAAAAAAUAAGGUCAAUGAGAAAAAACAAAAAAACAAAUGCCUGUAACAUAGCGUUGUGACUAACCACUCCUGGCUUUAGAAAAAAACAAAAUCGAUUGUGUGUAGUCUGCGUCACGAUUCACAGCGAGUCCAGAGGAAAAACACGGAGGGGAGGAAGGGAUAUGAAUGUCAAUAAUUAAUGUCUGUGGGUUGACUUUACUAGUGGGUCUAGUUAUGCAAAUUAUGUAUUUUCUUUUUAAUUUUCCUGAUCAUUUUUUGUUUUUGUUGUUUACAAAAAUGUGAUUUCUUUUGUAAGUGUUGCCCACAGUGUCAAGCCAUCACCAUCAGAGAGAGAUUUAUUAUCAUUGUCUUUUCCUCUCUUUUUUUUGCCAAAUUGUUCUGAUCAAUUAUGAUGAUUUUUUUAAAAACCUAUCAUCUAUUCUGUCCUUUAUAUAAAUUCCCAUUUGGGGUUUUUUGUUGUUGUUGCUGCUGUCUGAUGACUGGAGACAUUAUCAUUUCAUAUUUUUAUUUUCCUUUGAAACCAUAUCACCACUUAUUUUGAGUUUUUAUGUGUUUUAUCUAGAGAGAAAACAUGUUCAUCAUCUGUGAAAAAAUACAAAUUCGGUAAAAAGAAAUAACGCACAUGUAAUAUUGCUACACACUUAUCUCCCGUCACGUCUUUUUUUAAUGCAGAUUUAUUUAGUUACUGUACAGCGUCAAAGCGGCUCUUUGAAUGCACACAAAAAAGGGAUUCUCAUUAUGUAUCGUUGUUAUUUUCUUGUUGGUUUCUAUUCAGAUUUGUUGUUUGCAGACCUUCAGUCUGACCCUGUGGCAUUAUUACAGCAGUUCAGUAAAUAUUGCACUCCACACACUUUAUCCUCAGUCCUUACAGAAGAUGUUAAACUGCAGGAGCAGCAGCACCUUUUUUUAAAGAGCCUGUUCAGUAUAGAAAGAAAUUGUUAGACAUUGGAGAAGAUGUAAAUAAUCAUGAAAUUCUCUUAAAUGGGGCAGCAUCCCAGCUCAGAUUUUAAAGAUAUCUCUGGGUUGUUGUUUUUUUUUUUUGUCUAAAGAGUCAAAUUUAGACAGUUGGACAGACCUGCUGUUUGACGCUUUUUCCCGUUCAUUUCGGUACAAAUGCAGGGAAAAUAUCCAUAGAUUCUGAGUGAGCACUGUAGCAUGAGAUCCACAUCAUAGUUUCAUAUUUCAUAAUGGUGUACCCUGUUUUCCCCUUUUUACAUGUGUAAUAUCCUAAUCAAACCAAUCUAGUUGGUUUUGAUGCCCUGGAACCGACUGAAUACAUCCAAUACUAAAAUCAUUUCAACUCAGCGUGGAUUUUUUAUUUGUUUAGUUAUCCUACUUUGUUGGCUGAAGAUGUAUUUAGUUAAUAGAAAGUUUUGGUAAGAUGAAAUUCAAAUUCAGGUCACAAAUAGGUCAGAUAUAUCAAGGAAUUAGCUGUGGGUAAAUCUAUGAGGUUUAGUUUGUGCCAGAAAUAUGAUUUUGUACAUUUGUCAAUGUUUCCCUCUGGUUGGCUUCUGUUUUUCUGGUCAUUCUCCCUCAUGUUGUAGGGAUAUUGUUGUUUUGUAGUAUCUGAUGCUACCACAAGGAGUCACCGAAGUAAUGUAAACUGAGCAGUAAAUGCAGGAAGACCUAAAAACAGUACACAGCAAAGAUUUUUUGGCACAGAUUGAACCCCAUACAAGGCUGUCGUGUUAAUAUUAGAGAGGUUUUAUAUGUUUUUCCGUUGUUUAACGUAUCUUACACAACAGUUUGUCAUGGACAUGGUUAAUUAUUUCUCAACUCAACACUCAUUUAUGUUACUUGGAGGAUGGCUGCAGCUGCUGGAUUUCAUAGUUGGCCAGGAAGAGAGUGUUUUUGUUUUUAUGUACAUGUUGUUUUCUUUCAUAUGUCACCCCCACUCAUCUCUCUUCAUUCAUAUGAUCAUGUUUUGUUUGUGGUUCUGUGGGCAACAACUGUGCAUUCAAGUGCUGCUUUCUUUCUUUCCCAGAGAGAACCUUUUUCUUUUGGUUUCACACUAGUUUUCACAGAGUCUCAAACAUGUAAAAACAAACAAAAACAAAGAAAAAACUUUAAUAUUCACCCCCACAGCUCCCUGAUGUUAUAAUAAUAAUAAUAUGCACUCUUGUUAUUGUCCUUCUUAUAUCAUUCUGCAUUUAUGUACUGUAAUUUAGCGUGCAAUCAUGCCACCUAGCUGAAAAGGCCGAGCCGGCUUCUAUCAAUCAAGAGUUCCUUUGCACCUUCACGUGUACAAAAAGAGAAAAGCGGAAUCCCAGGUUUUUAUUGAAUGCAGUUUUACGUUGUCGUUUUAACAGAGAGGUGCAUUUCACAGCGGAUAAAUGAACUGUACAAAGUAUUUAUGCAAUUAUAACUGGUUUUAGAUUUUUUUAAUGAUUAUUGCGAUUUCAGCAAGUUUUGUUACUUGUUGCAUGUCUAUUAACACAGCUGACUUUCUGUGUCAGUGCAUUGUACAUGUUCUCGGCAUUAUAUUGUUUAUUUUUUGGUUGGUUUUAUUCUUUUUUUGUGUGGUUUUUUUUUAUUUUUUAUUUUUUGGAGGCAUUGUCUGAUGAGUUGUCCCAACAGACAGGUUUGUGUACAGAGCCAGAGAUCGUGUCCCCAACUCUGGGUGGACUUUUGUACUCUUUAUGGAAACUAUUAAGGACUAAUGAGAGACAAAGAAGGAAAAAAAAAGAGAAAUCCUGGAUUAUUUUGGUGGUCUUGUAUUAGACUGCAUUACUACAGUAUCUGGUGUGCAAUCUGUGAUAGCUGAAUGUUCCUUGUAUAUUUGUGUUCACUACAUCCUACAGGAGAAAAACAGUAGAGUAAUCCCCCCCUUACAGAAACAAAAAGUUACAAUACUGCAAUAGAUCUGGUACUUAUUCUUUUUAAUUUCAUUUCAAUAAAUAAUUGCUGUUUACCACC